AUGUCAAGAAAACGAAAAUUGACGGAAGAUGAGGUUCGUUUUUUUUCUCCCAAAAAUUCACGAGAAGUUUUUUGCAGACGUCGAGUUCUCCUCAAGAAAAUGAUGAUAUUUCGUGGUUUGAUAUUCCACUUGAGAUGAGAGAAAUGGUUACAAAUAAAAUGGAUAUCAAAACACGUUGCAAAUUCAUGCAAUGUUCGAAGAAAUGUGAAGAGGAAGUUAAAAUAUCGGAGCGAUUUCUAGCAAACAUCAAAAUCUGCCGAUCAAAUAAUCCAGAAAUUCAUAUUGGACUUGGUAGAUCAUAUAUUUGUCAUUAUUGUUUGGAAUUUAUGGAUGUUUCAAAUUUAUCAGAACCCCAAGUAAUUGUUGUUUAUAAAACGUAGGUUUUUCUUCUUUUUUUCUGAUAAAAUUAUAUAAAUGGUAUAUUUUCAUUCAGUGUUCCAUUUUGCGGUUACAAUGAUGAAAUUGGAAAUGAGAAAAAAGAAAUAAAAUGGAUGAAAACGGAAAAUGGAAAUGCAGAAGAAGUUCGAAUGAAAUAUCUGAAAGAAUACCUCGAAAAAUGUUGGAAAUCUAUUGAAAACAUUGAAAUUGAUGUAAGGUUUUAUUUUUUAAUAAAGCCCACUAGAAAAUCUUGAAUUUAGGAUGACAAAUUCAUGGGAUCAAACUUAGAUUUGAAACAUUUACCAAAUUUGAAAAAUUUCGAAAAUGAUACUUAUGAUGUGAGAGAAAAAGGAUGGUUAGAUUGGGCAAAAAUCAAAAAUCUCAAAUCAUUCAAAUUGACAAAACCUUUUUUUCCGCUGAAGCGGAAGCUUGCGGUUUACACUCGCUUCGCUCGGAAUCAAAAAUUUAUUUCAGAUGUCAAUUUCGAUUUGUUCCAAAUUACGAAAAAGAAUUCGAAUGUUGUUUUGAAGUUUUUUUGA
Molecule: messenger RNA, 917 nt
Organism: Caenorhabditis angaria
Lineage: Eukaryota; Metazoa; Nematoda; Chromadorea; Rhabditida; Rhabditidae
Source: the annotation of a GenBank genome assembly